CAGAAGUGUGGUUCAAGUCUUUGCGAGGCUUUGAGACCAGGAAACCUUGCGCGAGGUUCGGCUACGCACAGUCAUGGCCUCAUGUUUCCGAUAAGCAUGGUUUCCUGCAAUUCGUCCCCAGAGUUCACCUCGUGCUGGGGGAAGGCGGAAGGACACAUGUAUAUCCCUCGAAAGGUGGCGCGCGCUCCAGAAAUCAACCGGAGUAGAGACAGCACCGACAGCGAAGCAGAAGACGCUCCAAAAACAAUGGUCCGCAGUCUUUUCUGUCUUUGGACCAGGGGUGCUCUUUUGGGUGUUGCUAGUCGCUUUGGCAGAGACCGUUGGACAACGCCCUGACCCUGUCAUGCCCCAUUCGGCUGUCAGGACGUUGUGGCUAGCUUCUUUCACUUCGGCAGCCCGAACCGGGGGCUUAAGCAGGUCCGUUAGCUUUCCAUUAGUCUUUCCAGGCCCGCGAAGAUUCCGGACCAUUUCCCACCGGGGUUGGAAUGGGACCUUGACGCUGGUCCGUCCAGUAUCAGACGAGGGUUGCGGUCGAAAUUCUCAUCCUCGCUCAUCAAAGGUUGUUCUUGUUAUGGUUGUGGCGGAGCCAUCCAUGUCAUCUCGAACGCCACAACGCGCCGACCUUUUGUCGCUGGUGUUGUCGGUAGCUCGGAGCAUCUAAUAAGAGUGGCCAUGAGGAGGUGAGCGCCUCCUAUGUACUAACCAUUCGCACCGUGGUGACCAUCACGGCUGUGGAUUUCGCAGCGGGCCCCCACGGUUGUCCUGUUAGAUCGUCGGACGAUCUGGGCCCCAGGUUGUGUUGAUUUUCGAUGGACAGAUCAGUUUAAAGAAGCACAGGCCUAUCGCCAUGACCACUGACGGCAGCGGUCUCUCAACCGCGCCCUGACUCAGUGAUUCUACAUCCUUUCUUUGCCAAUUACCAAUCUCCAAUCAGCCGAUUCGGCCACGAUUUCGGCUGACUUCAAGGUCGAAGUGGCAACACAGUUGCAGCGGAUCCCCUUCGCAGUUUCCCCGUGAGCUGUUCAGCCAAGGACAGGCCUUGAACUUCGUUCGCAUCUCGCGUCUCGCUUCUCUCAUCGCGAUAGACUUGAACCGCGCGGUGUCGCUUGCAUGUCAACGUUGUGUCCUUGCCCUCUUUGUAAAAAGAUUGUUGUUGGUGUAACUGUGUUAGGGAGAGGGAUUCCAACAAUAACUGCUGCUGCCAGCCGUUAAGGCAGUGGGCAUGCCUCUCGAUUACCACGCCACUCUCUGUUUCCCCGGGGCAUAGCCGUUACAAUCGGUUCAAGCAAAAGCUGUCGCAAUCUGUGCAAGUCCUCUAUAGCCUGGCGCUCCUCGCGAUGCAGAACCAUCUCUAUCUUGUCAGGGACUCCCCAAGAACGACAUCCACCGAGUCACCGCUGAGUUCUCACGAUCCCAACCAUCAAUCAUCUUCGGCAACUCCAUUCUCACAUCAGCCUCGUCCCGCAGUAUCACCUCUGGAGCAGCCGACCAACUCGGUCUUCUAUUCACCUUAUGAAAUGGGUUCAAUAUCGCCCCACGAUGUCUCUUCUCAUCUAGGGGAUGGUUUGCGACCAAGUGGGGGAGGAAGUGGCUCUCCAUCCCCGGCGCAAAUAUCGGCCAUGAUGAUGCACAACCCCAAAAGGGCUUAUAGACAAAGGAGGAAGGAUCCAAGUUGUGACGCGUGCCGGGAGCGGAAGGUGAAGUGCGAUGCGACAGAGACGUCGAGCUGUACUGAGUGCUCGAGCCGCAAUGUUCGUUGUCAAUUCACGAAAGAUACCAAUCGCCGCAUGUCGUCUAUCAAACAAGUGCAGGAUCUCGAGCGACAGUUGUUAGAUGCUCGCCAGCAGCUCGAACGGUUUCGCGCCGUCGAACGCAUCAACGACAUGUUUACGGACAUGCGCCCUGGGACCGCGCCGCCGUCGGUCUUUAGCGACUUCCCUACAGUUGGCAAAUCGCCUCGAAGGAUGUUGAAAGCAAAAUCCCCUCAAGACCUCACAAAUGCAAGGUUGCACUUGAAUGACGUUGGACGCGGCUUACUGAAGCCUCCGGUCACAGGGGGCCAGCCUAGAGCGCACUCGUCACAUACCAGUACAUUGGAUUUGCCAGGACUGCCUUCACGCCCUGUUGGUGAACGAUUGCUGCAUUACUACCACGAAAGCGUCCAUCGCCACUUCCCCGUACUGUACUGGCCGAAGUUUCAACGGACCUUUGCCAUUGCCAUGGACAGAACUACCGCGCAUUCUUUACCAAUUGACUGGAUAGCUACGUUGUAUGGCGUGCUUGCUUGUGGCGCCCUGGCUACGCACGAUCCCAGCAGGAUACCCGAAGCCCAAGACUAUCUGACUAGAGCCAUUUCGACCAUCAAUUUUUGGGAAGACGACGCGUCCACCAACCAAGCCAUUGUUGCGUUUCUGGCGAGCGUUGCGCUUCUUGAAAUGAAUCGAAGAUCGGCAAGCUGGAUCUGGCUGGGUUCUGCAAUACGUAUUGUGCAGGACCUAGGCUUACACGUUCAGGGGGGACAAUGGUCACCUGUGGAGGGAGAGAUGCGCAAGCGCAUUUGGUAUUCGUUCUACGUCUGGGACCGUAUUCUCGCGCUAGAACUUGGAAAGCCAAUGCUCAUCAACGAUGACGAGUGUGACACGGAAUAUCCACAAGUCCUCGACGAAGAGCGUCUUGUCACAGACUACGUACAGUCGCCUCUUCCCCCGACCUUGUUGCUGAGCCAUAUCCAUGUGGCUCGGCUUAUGGCGCCGCUUGCGAAGAUGUUUCGCUCUCUGUGUAUCACGACCGAGACUCUAACGAGAUUUGAAAGUCAUUUGGGCGAAUGCUUGCAACUCUUCCCCGGAUCGUUGCAGCUCACAGCUUCCACGCCUUUGGACCCAUGUAUCGUGGCUCCGCUUAUUCACUUCCAGAACACUCGCAUUCUGCUACACCGCCACAAUCUAUCACCCUCAUGCUCUCCAGACCAGAGAUUCCAAGCAAUCGAACAGUGUAUGCAUGCUUCUAGGGACACGGCGACCUUGCUCUCACGUUGUAUGCUCCCGCACAUACAGUCGGAUGAGUGGGAACAGCGGUUCAUUCUCUCGGCCACUACGAUGCUGUGUACCCAUUUGUGGCGAUGCAUGCUCUUUCUGUUGUUCCGAGAACUUUAUGACGCUUUUUUCCUUGUAUUGAGAGCCGCUUCUACAAUCAACGAUGCCCGCGUCAUCAAUAUAAGCUGCGGAAGAUAUCUCCUUUUUUUCGUGCAGCGGCUUAUAGAGCAAUACGAGCAGCCGAACUCGAUCGAUAUUGAACAGGACGAGGAGAUAUUGGUGUAUUUGUCGGCAGACUUACAGGCGAGUACCAACAGCUGGGUCUGGGGUCAUGCCGAGACAGGCACACAUCUGAGCCGGCGGCAGAAACAUGGCAGAUCCAAGCAUCCGCCUUAUGCCAAUGACACUCAGAGUGUCUCUGCGGCACAGUCUCCGACUUGGGACAAUAUACUGUCGGAGGAAGAACAACACGACUGGGGUGGGUGGCAACGCCUCGAGAGUUCCGCCCGGUACUUGCAGCGUCUCCGUGACUCGAGGCGACAUCACCAGCAGUGUACACGGGAGCCGAGUCUGCCUGACUUUCCGCGACCGGCAUCAUCCACCAGCCACGUACCAGGGCCCACGCUUGCGCCCAUCAGCACAGUGAGUACGAGUCAACCGUCCGACUCGUCCAGUCGGUCACGAAUGACGAUAGCCAACAUAAUCUGAACGAGAAGCAUGAAACAUGAGCAUGAAGCAUGAAGGGUCCACGAUGAUUUUAAUGACGAGCAGAUCUGACGGAUAUUAUAAUACAUAGUCCACACGCUGAGCCGUCGGUCGGCAUCUUCAUAGACUGCACAGACAACUAUCUAUGGAUAGGUCUGUUGCAGAACUUUGAUACGGACACAAAAAAGCAAAGACUGUCGUGUUCUACGAGCGUACUGUUUGCCAGUCACGUAAACAUUAUAGUAAGAUGGAUAGCAGCACAGCCGGGUUGCUUCUCAAUCCCGUGACUGCCUGUAUGUUGUCCAGAGACAACUUGACAAGUCUAUCACGCGGC
Exophiala dermatitidis NIH/UT8656 is the source of this 4071-nucleotide messenger RNA. RefSeq lists its product as uncharacterized. The record is from RefSeq and is a predicted model, not a curated record. The coding region runs from base 1338 to 3740 and encodes 800 amino acids. The transcript has 4 exons. Gene Ontology annotation, biological process: DNA-templated transcription; regulation of DNA-templated transcription. Gene Ontology annotation, molecular function: zinc ion binding; DNA-binding transcription factor activity, RNA polymerase II-specific; DNA binding. NCBI's taxonomy places the organism in Eukaryota, Fungi, Ascomycota, Eurotiomycetes, Chaetothyriales, Herpotrichiellaceae.